Molecule: messenger RNA, 1050 nt
Organism: Bactrocera tryoni
Lineage: Eukaryota; Metazoa; Arthropoda; Insecta; Diptera; Tephritidae
Exons: 1
Coding region: 507-983 (158 amino acids)
Source: RefSeq, a predicted model, not a curated record
UGUCAUUAUCUUCACAUUUAUCAAUUCCGCGUUUCCCAUUUUUAAACUACAUUUUCUAUAACGGGUAUUGUUACAACUAAACAAGGUACCGUUCCUUUUUUCCCGUUUUGAAAUAAGUUUCAUAUUUAUUUCAUUUGAAUUCCGCGAUUGGAUGCAGCCAUAUAUUCAGGAUACAAAUUUAAAGAGCAUAAAAUUUAAAAUAUAUAUAAAUAUAUAUAUAAUUAUUAAAAGUUGAUUUUUAAAAAAUGAGUGCAAAUUCAUCAGGUAAGUAACAUAAAUUUUAAACUGAAAAAAAUAUAACUUAAGGUAUUUAAAUUGAUUGUGUCGGAGCGUCAACGAGCCGAGGUGGCAUAAAGCGAGUGCGUGCAAAUUCAUCAGAUAAGUAAUAUAAGUUUUAAACUGAAAAAAAUAUAACUUAAGGUAUUUAAAUAGAUUGUGUCGGAGCGUCAAACAGCCAAGGUGUUAUAAAGCGAACCAAUGUGCUUAAAGCGGCGGAAGUGAAGUCAAUGUGGAAUAUUGUAAAAAUAUUCCAAACAUUUGACACAAAAGAGAAAUGUAUUUCCUUUGCCGAAGAACAAGGUUUGAUUUUAAAAGCCAAAAUUUGCCGUACGCAUAAAAUGCCAAUGACGCUGUCGUUAAAAAAAAGUAGCAGUGUUGGGGUGUUCCGAUGCCGGAAAGGGGGUUGUCGGAACCGAAGUGCGUUGGCAAGGUCGAGCGAUACCUGGUUCGAAAACGUCAAAAUCCCACUUCCGCAGGUAUUUUAUCUAAUGUAUGCGUAUGCUUCUCAUUGGUCACAUGCGGAAGUGAGGAAAAACAGUUUUAUCAGGGAACCAGUUUUAUCUAGCGCUACAAUAUGUGACUGGUAUAAUUACUGCCGCGAAGCUGUAGUAUUAUACCAUGUUGACCAUCAGGUAGCGGUAGGUAAAAUUGGUGGCCCUGGUAAAACUGUUCAAAUAGACGAAAGCAAAUUACAACAAAGGUAAUAAUAAAAAUAUAAUUUUUUUAUGUAAUUAAUAUAUCCUUUCUUAUUUUAGGGCGGAGAGUCGAGGG